GUUCAUUGUUUCGCUUUGCGCUUCCUGCGUUCCGGCUGACGCAAAAAAAAGGAGAAAAUAUUGCGAAAAAAUAUAUUGGAUUUUGGAGACAUACACUUGUUAUGUGUAUAUGUAAAUAUAUAUAUAUAUUAUCAUGUAUUUUUGAGAAAGGAACGCCAUUCGCGGUCACACUGGCAAGCAGAGCGGUCGACUGCGCAGCAAGAAAAACAAUAAACUCAAUAAUAAAUAAAGAAACUUCGAAAAAUAGUAAAUAAAUAAAUGAAAAAAUUACAAUAAUAACACCGACAAGGACCGCACACACACACAAGAAGGAGAGGGAGAGAGAGCAAGAGAAAGCUGCCCCGAAAGUAUGCAACAAAAGGCUGCAAAAAUGUGAAUAACAGUACUUCUACUACUACCAACAACCAUAAGCAACAACAAAAACAGCAGCAUCAUCAUCAUCAUCACACACACGCACGCACGCACAACUUGUUGUUGUUUUUCUUAUAUAAGUGUGUGUGUGUGUGCUGGCUGGCUGGCUGGAUGUGUGUGUGUGUGUGCGUGCGUAGUAGUAAAAAUGUAGUAAUAGUAUAGUAGUUUUCAAAUGCAACAACUACAAAAAAUAAUAAGACAACGAAUCUAAAGGAAAUUUUUUUGAUACCAAACUUUUGUUAACACGAAGAAUCCAACAAAAUAAAAAGAAAGGAAGCAGCUGGCCAAAAAAUAUUUAAAAACUAAAGAGAGAGAGAGAGAAAGAGAGAAGCAUCAACUGAAAAUACAUAUUUGCCUCAAGAAUAAUACCACAAAAGAAGCAAAAAAAAAAAUAAUAAAAUAACAGUAUAAAAAAAGAGCGAGCAAGAGCGAGCGUCCAUCAUCCACCAAUACAAAUGAACAUGCUACACAGUUUCAGUGGAGGCGGCGCCGGCAGCGCUGCCAACGCCUCAGGCGACGCCAACAGCGCCGAGACCGAGCUGAAGGAGCGGCUGAUUGCCAGCGUGAAGAAGGAGGUCAAGCAGCUGAUGGAGGAGGCGGUCACCAAGAAGUACGUCCACGAGGAGAGCAGCUCCGUGACCUCCUUGUGCGGAGCUGUCGAGGCCUGCCUGAGUCACGGCCUCCGUCGGCGGGCCCUGGGCCUCUUCAAGACCUCCUCGACGACGGCGCUGAUCCAGAAGAUAGCCAAGAUCUGCCCAGAGGCGGACUACGUAAGCCGCCGUCUCCUCGAACUGGAACUGGCCCAGGAGAGUCAUGCCGUGAGCGGCAAACGCUCCUCCUCCAGCAGCGACAGCAUCAUCAAGCCGAAGCUCCUGAGCAAGGGCAGCGGGAGCAGCAGUUCGGUGACCACCAUCAAUACGGUUUCCAAUGGCCCGGGCGGGGGCAAUGCCCCCGGCGGUAUGGCCGCUCCACUGGGCAAGUACUUGUGGAUCCGAUUGGCCCUCUACGAGAAGCGUCUGGCCAAGAUCAUUGAGCAUUUGGUGAGCAACGCCAGCAGCUACUACGACCGGGAAGCGCUGGUCGCCGACCCGGACUAUGGCUCCAUACUGAGCUCCCUGCUGGUAGGGCCCUGCGCCCUCGAGUUCACCCGGGCGAAGACUGCCGACCACUAUUGGUCCGAUCCCUGUGCGGAUGAGCUGGUUCAACGUCACAGGAUCAGUUCCGGGAAUAGGACACCGCCCACCUGCCAUCGGCCUAUCAUCAACUUCAAGAGGAGUCUGCACACCAGCUCCGAGGACACCAGCAGUGGUAGCUUCAAGGCCUGCUCGCCGGCGAGCGUGGCCAAGGACUACGUGGAGUCCCUGCACCAAAACUCGCGCACCACUCUCCUCUACGGCAAGAACAACGUCCUGGUGCUGCCCAAGGACGUCUCGGAGCCCAUGCCCGGCUAUCUCAGUCUACACCAGAGCAUCCAGUCGCUAACCAUCAAGUGGACUCCCAAUCAGCUGAUGAAUGGCUACUCCGACGGCGACAACAGCGACAAGAGCUUCUACUGGAGCUACGCCCUCAACAUAAACGUGGACGAGAUCGUGUAUGUCCACUGUCAUCAGAACCGUGGCGGCGACACCGGCGGCACCAUUAUCCUUGUCGGGCAGGACGGCGUCCAGCGGCCACCCAUCCACUUUCCGGAGGGCGGGCAUCUGCAGGCUUUCCUCAGUUGCCUGGAAACCGGUCUCCUGCCCCACGGACAGCUGGAUCCUCCACUUUGGUCGCAGCGCGGCAUCGGGAAGCUCUUCCCCUGGCCCAAGAGCGUGCGGCGCCACAUAUUGCCGUCGGUCAUGGAGGCAGGAUCUUCGAGCCAGGACGAAACGCCCAUCGAUUACGUCUUCCGUGUGGUCAGCAAGAGCCAGCACGAGGAGUUCUUGGCCACUCAUCCCAUUUUGGAACUGGGUCGCUCUAGUCCGCGACGCAAGCACCUGGGCAGCUGCUCCACCACCGGCAGUAGCGACUGCUCCAGUAAGAGCCUCUCCAUCGACCAGAGCACCUGCGAGACGCCGCUGAUGCAGGCCAGCCAAAGCACGAGCAUCGAGCUGGUCUGCUCCACGAUGAGGCGCCAGAUCAUCUCCAGGGCCUUUUACGGAUGGCUGGCCUACUGCCGCCAUCUGUCCACCGUGAGGACACAUCUGUCGGGGCUGGUGAAUGGAAGGAUAAUGCCAGAUUUGGCUGCGGAUGAGGAGGGUCUGACCAGGGACAAGUGGCUGGCCAUGCACGAGGAUGGAGUGGUCACCAGCGAACUGGAGUUCUAUCGCCUGGUCUACUUCGGUGGCGUGGAGCCGGACCUCAGGAAGGACGUGUGGCCCUAUCUCCUGGGACACUACGCCUUCGGCUCGACCCCUGAGGACCGGAAGAAGCAGGACGAGACCUGCAAGCACUACUACGAGACCACAAUGAGCGAGUGGCUGGCCGUGGAGGCCAUUGUGCGUCAGCGGGAGAAGGAGAAGACGGCCCUGGCCGUGGCCAAGCUAAGUGCCGAGCAGGCCCGGCAGGCGGCCAAGACCGCCAACUCCCUUAAUCCCCACCAGAAACUCACCAAUGGUUGCCGUCAAUUCGAUCUGGAGCAGGAUCGGGGGAACGUCCACCACGAAGGCGACGAGGACGAUAUAAACCUAGUCCUGGACGAGGGAGAAAAUGAUGUUUUCGACGACAAUGACUUCUCGGAUAUAUCCGAUCCGGGAGACCUAUUUGAUGAGCCCGAACUGGGCAAGGAGGCGGAAGAAGAUGAAGAAGAACUGAAGCCCAAGAAGAAGGACUCCGAGGCAAACGAAGAUAAGGCAGAAGAGAAGCCAGAUCCGGAUAAUCCGGAGGAGGAACGUGUCAUCCCCCAGCUUAGCGAGCAACUGGUAUUGGAGUUCCAAAACAUCGACAACAUGGAGCCUCUGCGGCUCCAGGAGAACUGCUUUGCCGACUCCGAGACCGAGAACGAACUGGGCCUGAGCCUGGACGGCAGUGGCAACAUCCUGAUGCUGAGCAUCAAGUCCUCCCCAUCCACCAGCAGCUACGAAACGGUCGGAAACGAGUUUGCGGACCUCGUCGAGGGCAAGCUUACCGAGGAGGAGGAGCCUUUGGGUCAACUGAGCAAGUUCCACAGCGCCGACGACGUGCGACUGGACGCCCAGGAGGACCUUGAGCCGGAGGAGGAGUCCAGCCAGCCGGCCACGGCGGUCAUCAUCACGGAGGCCGCAUCCCUGGACGCUUUGGACGACGAUCUCACCGAGGAGUUCACUUCGCGUAAGACCAGUCUGAUGUCGCCUCUGAACGAAGACAUCACCGUGGUGGCUUCGCUGGACGCCCUGCAGGAGCCCAAGUCCGCCUGCGUCUCCCCGGCCAGCUCCAAUGGCGGCGUCUACAGCGUGGAGCUCCUGGAGCAGUUCGGCCUAAAUCUGCACCGGAUCGAGAAGGAUGUCCAGCGAUGUGACAGGAACUACUGGUACUUUGCCAACGAGAACCUGGACAAGCUGCGGAACGUGAUCUCCACGUACGUGUGGGAGCACCUGGACGUGGGCUACAUGCAGGGCAUGUGCGACCUGGUGGCGCCGCUCCUGGUCAUCUUCGACGACGAGUCCCUCAGCUACAGCUGCUUCUGCAAGCUCAUGGAGCGAAUGAUCGAGAACUUUCCCAGUGGCGGGGCCAUGGACAUGCACUUUGCCAACAUGAGGUCCCUCAUCCAGAUCCUCGACUCGGAGAUGUACGACCUGAUGGACUCGAAUGGGGACUACACGCACUUCUACUUCUGCUACCGCUGGUUCCUGCUCGACUUCAAGCGGGAGCUCGUCUACGACGACGUCUUCGCCACCUGGGAGGUGAUCUGGGCGGCCAAGCACAUCGCCUCCGGGCACUUUGUCCUCUUCCUGGCCCUGGCCCUGCUAGAGACCUACCGCGACAUCAUCCUCUCGAAUAGCAUGGACUUUACCGAUGUCAUCAAGUUUUUCAAUGAAAUGGCUGAACGUCAUAAUGCCCAAUCGAUUCUGCAGUUGUCCCGGAGUCUAGUCCUUCAGUUGCAGACCAUCAUUGAGAAUAAGUAAGAAGGAUAGGAGGAGCAUGUCCUGGAGGAGGAGUGGACCGUACUUCCCGAUCAGUAUUGAGCAUGAGAUGUAUCUACGAAUUAGAGAGCACCUAGAGAUCCAUUUAGAAAUCGCUUAGAGAUACAUGUCACCUGCACCCCUUAGAGAAUGCAAUUUUUAGAAGAGGCUCUUGCAGGAGUAGUUUUUUUUAUAGGUUUUCUUAAUUUUAAUUUCAAUUUUUUUAUGUGGAAACGGCUGGGAAUCGCUUAGAGAAACAAAAUAAAUAAAAAAUAAAUGAAAUUUUAGGCAAAAAUUUAAGGAAAUUAAGGAAAUUGUAGUGACCUGAGAAAACAAAAAGGAAAUCGAACAACGUAACAGAUACUAUUUAUACUUAUACAUUAUACUAUGUAUCUAUAUAUAUAUGGAUAUGGAUAUACCGAUUAUAUAAUAUAUAUAUACACUGUGAGAGAAAAACAUAAAUCCUUAAAAACGAAAUCCCAUAUAGAGGCAGUUACAAUUUAUACGUUUUGUAUAAUCGAUAAAGUUCGAUAGAAUCGAUUUAUGAAAGAGAGGAUCUUGAGAAGAGGAUCAUGUAUUGGAUAUUUGUAUUAGAUAUCAUCUAUAUACAUAUUUAUAUAUUUAUAUGGAUAGCAAUGCUGUGCGGUUGCGAAUGCAGCCAAAACUGUUGUUAAUGUUAUGUUAUCGAUUUGGCAAUUAAUCAGAUAUAUAUAUUUAAAAUAUAUAUUAUAUACAAACACACACAAACACACACUCGGAGAUAUUCAAUUGCAAUUAUUUUUUUUUUUUUAGCUUAAAGCAGUGGGAAAAGUCACUAGCCCAGCAGGUGGAUCCUGUCAGGGCGUUAUCUAUAUAUUAUAGAUCCGACACAGGCAUAAUAAACUUAAUAGAGUUGUGGUUUUCAGUUCAAUUGGAAUAAAUAAAAUAUUAAUAUAUAUAUUAAACAGCAAAUAUUUAUAAAUAUAUAUAUAUAUUAUAUACCCAAAGGAACAUAUAUUAUAGAGGGGAGAAUGUGUUAACUGUAUUGUUAUAACCGCCACUGUUUAUUCUGUCAAAUCUCAGGCCAAGUUCUCGAGUUUCUAUUGCCAAUUUAUUUUGUUCAGUGUUGUUUUUUUGGUAAGUGCAGGCGCACCAAAAAAUCCCUCCACUGGGUCUACAUACGACAUGGCUAUAAUGCUAUACACUAUAUAUUAUAUACUAUAUUGUACGAUAUAUAGAGCAGAUAUAUCUAAGUUAUUGCGAGUAGCACGCUUUUUGUGUAUAGAAACGAAAAAAAAACCAGAAAACUAAAAACAAAAAAAACUUAAUGUGAUUUCUUGUUGCUUCUUUGAAUAUUGAUAUUUUUGUAAGCGCUAAAAAAAAAAAACAGUUUAUAUAUAUACACAUAGAGAAACGAGUUGAGUUUUUGGCAGGCAACAGACCGUUAGAGAGAGAUAUAGAAGAUAUAUUUUACACAAGGGCGAUGGGGAUCGGAGAGGAAAAAAGGAAUAUGAAUUAGUCAAGUCCAAGCGAACAUUUUUGGCCACACUUUUGAUACACAUAUUCGAAAAAAACUAUAAAAACUUGAAACUAUAAAAAAUAAAUGAAUUCACAGAAAAUAUUGGAGUACAUUGGGCCAUAAAGAACAACAUAAAAUUGUAUCGUAAUCAAGCUAAGCUAAAAUAUAUAUAAUAUUAUAUAUAUAUAUAUAUUUAUAUACCCGUCUGUGUAGAGACGCCACCUAUAGAGCCCGAGCAUAUAGUAUAUUACGUUAAACCACGAUUGUAACCACAUAUAGCAUAUUACAUGAAUAUUACGGAUAUCCUAUGUUCUGAGUGACACCAAAAAGAGUCCCAUAAAAUCAAAGGAUACACAUGACAAAAAAAAACCAGAGAGAUCAAUGUUUAAUUUACUGAAGACAUCAACAUGAAAGCAUGAAAUAAAGAGGAAUUAUGUAAAAU
Messenger RNA from Drosophila bipectinata, 6430 nucleotides. Its product is annotated as small G protein signaling modulator 2. Gene Ontology annotation, molecular function: GTPase activator activity. Lineage: Eukaryota; Metazoa; Arthropoda; Insecta; Diptera; Drosophilidae. The record is from RefSeq and is a predicted model, not a curated record. Gene Ontology annotation, biological process: activation of GTPase activity.